AAGUGUGGUAACUAACACCUCUAUCAUUCUCUUUCAAAACCUUAGUCUGGACAAAUUUAAAAUUUCUUGUCGUAAUUCUGUUUAGUUAAAGGAAUUCUAGAGUUAAAAGGGUUGUUUUAUUUCGAAACCAGUUUAAUGCAUUUUCAGAAAUAAAGAUCAUUUAUGAAUCAGACAUCGGAAUUUCUUUAAAUGAAAAACCAAGAAUGGAUCGAGUUUUAUUUUCCAAAAAGAUAUAUUUUUGUUUUUGUUGCUCUCGUGGGGACGACGAGCAUGUACGCUAUUCGGACAAGCAUAAGUGUCGGUAUUGUCGCAAUGGUGAACCAAACAGCUAUAUGGACCGAAAGAAACAGCUCUUCGAAUAGCAUAACAGGAUGUCCCAAUUUUGAAUAUUACAAUAAAACAAGCAGAGUGGACAUGGAAUACAAAGGAGAACAUUACAAUUGGGAUAUCAGAGCACAAUCUCAUAUUCUGGGUUCAUAUUUCUAUGGUAACAUAGCUACCCAAUUGAUCGGAGGAAUAUUAGCUGAAAAAGUUGGUGCUAAAUAUGUUUAUGGCGGAGGAAUACUUUUGACAGCCAUUGUUUACUUGCUGACGCCAUUGGUCGCCAGAUGGGGUUACACUGCUGUUGUCGUAAAUCGGAUCAUUCAAGGUCUAGGAGACGUAAGCAGGCAAUUUUAG
This is a messenger RNA of Parasteatoda tepidariorum (common house spider), 678 nucleotides long. Its product is annotated as putative inorganic phosphate cotransporter. Gene Ontology annotation, molecular function: transmembrane transporter activity. Gene Ontology annotation, biological process: monoatomic anion transport; transmembrane transport. Gene Ontology annotation, cellular component: membrane. The record is from RefSeq and is a predicted model, not a curated record. Lineage: Eukaryota; Metazoa; Arthropoda; Arachnida; Araneae; Theridiidae.